This is a messenger RNA of Staurois parvus, 246 nucleotides long. The record is from the annotation of a GenBank genome assembly. Lineage: Eukaryota; Metazoa; Chordata; Amphibia; Anura; Ranidae.
GAACAGUUCAGGACACGGGUGGUCAGUGUGCACGCAACAGGAACAGUUCAGGACACAGGUGGUCAGUGCACCCAGCGGGGAAAAUUCAGGCACGGGUGGUCCGUGAGCACAACAGGAACAGUUCAGGACACAGGCGGCUCCAGACAGGGAUGGACCAGCGGUCAGCGUUCCAGGGACAACCAGCGAUCAGCAGACAGUAAGCAGCUUCCCAGGGCACUCAGCAGAAGACAGCCUCCAGGGACACGC